Messenger RNA from Caenorhabditis auriculariae, 8923 nucleotides. The record is from the annotation of a GenBank genome assembly. NCBI's taxonomy places the organism in Eukaryota, Metazoa, Nematoda, Chromadorea, Rhabditida, Rhabditidae.
AUGGCGACGCGAGGCUCCGACGCGAUGGAGGCCUCCGUGGUCCGCGCGCGUCGGCCGUCGUUGCUCAUCGGACAGCGCUCCCUCGACGUCUACAACGACGGCGCCGACCAAGGUUUGUUCACCAGACGACGUGCAUCAACUGAAAAGAGUGGAGAGCACAGAAUAAUGAGUCGGGAAGGGUGAGCCUUCAGAAAGGGUGGAAAGGCUUCAUAGAAAUGUUCUUUUAGGGUAGCAAAGGUUCCUUUUUUUCCUGCUUUUUGCGCCCUUCCAUUGGCUCUUAUGCACCACUUUUGCUGCCUCUCCCUUUUUCCACCAUUUCUUGAGCCUUCAAAUUUAUUGAAAACAUGGGAGGCUCGAUAAAGAGACUCUUUUUGCUGUCUUUUGUGAGCCUCUCUCUUUUAGCGGCCAUUAUCCACCAUUCCGACUUUCUUAGGAACUCUAGAAUGGUCCCUAUAGGGGCAACCUUCGCGGUCCUUGGAGGUUCCCUCUAGGGACCAUUCUAGACUUUACCUACCCCUAUAGAGGCCACUAAAGCUUGCAUUAGGGGCAUACCAGUCGAUAACUUUCCUGAACUCUAAGCGAAGAGCAUUUCCAUGGGAAAAAACUGAAUAAAUAAGCGUUUUUUGAAUGAAAUUGAAGGCCCAUAUAGGGUCCUGUUUAGGGGCUAAGAGGUCAGACUUUGAACCCCUAUAGGGACCACCUUAAUUUUACCUUUAUUGGGACCACUUGUUCGGCCCCUAUUAGGGUUGUUUUCCACCCGAACCCCUACAGGGACCACUCUGGCACCCCUAAGUUGCCCGAGAAAAAAGGCCCUUGGAAAUGGCUUAGGCGCCUCAAAUGCUCCCGAACCCAAAAUAUUUUCUUCUAAAAAGAUUUUGUUCUGACUUCAGGUCCAAAAUUUGUUCGAUGGAUAAUCAAGAUGUUCCGCAAGUGGGGCUUUUUCAUAGCCAAGCACGCUUGGGUCGCCAUCGCCCUAUGUCUUCUCAUUUCCGCUCUUUGCAUCACCAAGAUACUCUUCACUAAGUAAUUUUUUAUCACUUUUUUCUUGUAACCAAAUAUUUUAGACAAGCAAACGACAUUACGGGUUAUACGCCCUAUGGGGCGCGCGCAAAAGACGAGUACAUUGAGUACCAAAAGUUCUUUUCUAGUGAUGGUUUGUUUUUUUCUUGAAAAUAAACGUAUUUUAAAGGAUUUUAGAAACUUUAAAGAUUGUGCAAAAUUUUUAGGCUUACCGGUAGCAGCUUAUUUAUUUAUCGUUGCCAAAGACAACGGAAGUAUGAUUAGGGCAGACUAUCUGGAUGAAGCCGUACAGGUAUCGAUUCCGAUGAAAAGUCGAGAACGAGUAGAAGUUGUAGGUUUUGAACUACGCAAUGAACAACAUCACGAUGCACGACUCGACCACCGGCAAAAACGAGAGCUACAACCAGUUUUGCAACAGUUUCUGCCAGAUAAACGAGCCUGUCCGGCAAUUUUACGUAGGAAGAAAAUUGGAAUAAAGAGGGUAGUUUUGGGUUCAGAACGGUUACCAGAUCUUGAGUGAAGCAGGCGCCGGCGGGAACCCGAGACUCAAGCUCAGCUAUCCGAUCAGCGACAUGUUCGGAAGACAGUUCAGUUUGCAGGUACAGCUAAACGUCUACCUACUAUCUUAUCAUAUACCUUUUUUCAUAAAACCUUCAUUUUAAGCCUAACUUUUUUGGAGUCGAACUGUUUGGAGAAGAGUCAGAAGACGCCGUUCCGAAGCUAUUGACCGACGGUGAAGAUCCUCUAGGUGAGCGAGAUCUUUCAGAAUCUCUCAUACGCCAUUCAGAAUUGAACGCAACGAAAUUACGUGACGCAACAAGUCAUAUAUCAAAUAUAAAGUCGGUGAAAAUGAUCACGAUGCAAUUCCGCGCCGAGCACAAACCCGGUUGGAAAGAUUCCGACGUCAAGAAUUGGGAAAUGAAGCUUGUCGACGUCUUCGAGAAGUUUUUGGCUUUUGUUUCUCUUCGAUUGCUUUUUUUUCAGACGCUAUCAAUCGAAAAGACUCAAAAUUUACGCGUAUUCUCAAUCUUACGUUGAAGAAGAAAUGGUCAGAGGUUGGUCUGCAAAACGUUUUUGGGUAUCUCUUUUCGAAAAUUCAGGAGGAAUAAUCAUGAUUCCCUAUCUCGUCGUCGGAUUCGCCAUCAUGUGCCUGUGCAGUAUCAUUUCGGUGUUGAUAAGAGCUCUCUACAUGCAUCAGGAAAACUUUUACAAGGCAAUUCUGAAUCUCCCUACAGAAAAUAGAUGUGGUUCCAGAUAAUUCUGGCUAUAAUGGCGUGUCUGACGCCUCUUCUGGCCUGUUCGACGGCUCUCGCCCUGAUGUUCGUCUGCGGCGUCAGGUUCGCCUCCAUCCUGUGCGUUAUCCCCUUCCUCGUCCUCUCCAUCGGUUCGUUUACUCAAUGCCAAACGAACUUUGAAACCAAUUUGAAGGUGUGGACUCUUCCUACCUGAUGCUUCACGAAUGGCAAAGGGUCACCAAACAUAUUCGCGAAACGCCGAGCAAAAAAGACAGUGUUGGGCAUCGAAUGAGCGAAGUUUCUCUUGUUCAUCUCCACCUAGACAAUCUCCCUACUCGCUUCAGGUAAUGGCGGAAGUCGGUCCAGCGAUUCUGAUAUCGUGUCUGACGAACAUGUUCGCCGACGCCGUCGGCUCCUUCACUUCGAGUCCCGAAAUAACGCUACUCUGCACCGGAAACAUGCUCUCCAUGUGGUUCGCCUUCCUCUAUCAGGUAUGCAGCUUUCGUUAUCCCUCUUAUUAGUUGCAUCGGUAGAUUCUGGGAAAAGGACAAAAAGAGAAUCAGAAGAUAUGCAGAUGACGUUCUACGCAGGGCUGAUGUCCAUUGUCGGAGGCUUCGAGUUCACUGAAGACGAGGUGGAUAAGAACAAAAUGGAAAUCAACAUCGCCGAAAACCGCGUGAACAUCGCUCGACAUCAUCGACCUCUCACCGUUAGUCCGACUUUUUUUGCAUCUAUAGAUAGCUCGGCCUUUUUUUUUUUCAAAUUCUUACUCAUACUUUAGAAGGGAAUCCUUGGAAAUGCUUCUCAGUUUUUACUUUAAAUAAUCGACUUGAUAAUCGCUUUUUUUAUUUAAAUUCCAUAUGUUUCGUUCAUCUCAAGGAAUCUAUCUGGCUUAUAACUCAAACUACCAGAAAUUUAUAAUGCUAUAAUUUUUACGCAUUCGGCACCCUUUUGAAAAAAAAAUUAAUAAUAAACAAUUAAUUUCGCUUUUUUUGCGCGUCGCUUUCUGUGCAACGUGGGCACUGCGUACGAAACAUUUUAUUUUACGCUGACACAGUGGGCUUGGCGUCGAUUUGGUGUCGCCGUGCAGAACUCUGUUUUUUCGCAAUUAACUCAUUCUUUUGAAUGUCAAAUCGACUAUAUUAAAAGAAACAUAAAUUCAAAGUUUUGAUUGAAAAGAGUGACGUUAAAAGAGAGACGUGUUUCUUUUAAGUUUCUCCGAAAAAUGGCUUUUCGAACAACGUUUCCGUUCCAUCUCAAAGUUUUUUUCUUAUCAAGUUUGUAAUGAGAAGGUCGGCUUCUCAGGUAAACAACUGGUUCUUUUUUCUCACGCCGUUGUCGUACAACACAAAACUCGUCUUGACGCUUAUGUUUUGCCGUAUUUCUGAAUGUGGGCAAUGAUCGUGACCACUUGGAUCAAAAACCUUGAAAUGUGUAGGGUCAGAUCUCAAAGGUUUCUUCGGCAAACACAAAAAUGGGGUGACGUCAAAGUUUCCUGAAUCUUUCGUACCUACGAGUACGUACUUCACCUUUUAUGCAAUAUUAUUCUGAAAUUAUUUUCAAGUUCAUUUCAGAUCAUAAAUCAUGAUUACCCACUUUACUCAUAGCGCUUUCCGUGGGAGAACUUAGGAACUCCAGAGUGGUCCCUAUAGGGUCAACCUUAGGGCCCUCGGACGAUCCCCUCUAGGCACCACUUUACCAACCCCUAUAGGGGCCAUUAAAAAUUGCAAGGCGCUCCCUAUAGAAGUUGGUAAAGUGGUACCUAGAGGCGAUCCUCCAAGGGCCCUAAGGUUGACCCUAUAGGGACCACUCUGCAGUUCAGCACUAGUGAAACUUCUCCCAAAAAUGAUUUCUAUACCCAAAACUAUGGACCAUUUCGCAGCGCAACACUACGCCGCAAGCAUUCUCUUUGACUUUUUAUUACUUUUUCUCUUCUUUCCUUUUUUGCUCAUCAUAUACACGAAAUUUCAGAGACAACCGUCGAAAUUCCACGAAGCAACACAGCCGAUAAUCAGCGAAUCUCUUCAAAAAUAUGUGACUCUGAUGACGACUCCCGUCGUCUUCACCGCCGUCUGCCUUGUUUAUCUGGCCUACCUGGUUUUCAGUGUUUACGUAAGGCUAAAGUUGUUAUUGAAAAUAGAAAAGUUUCACGGUUAUCAGGGGAUCACUCAGCUCAACAUCAAUUUGACUGCUCAAAAGCUUUUCGCUCUGGAUUCACCUCUCCUCGAGGUGAGAUUCAUUUUUUAAAGUCAGGCAAAUCUGAGAAAGAUGUUGGGAAAGGUGAUAAACGGACGCUAGAAGGUUCUAAGAAUGUCUUUAAAAGGUUUUAAAAAGGUUGUUGGAAUAUCCGCGGAAUCUAAAAGAUGGAAAAUUCCGACAAACCUUGUGUUAAAAUCGACUGGCUAGUAUUUAAAAAAAUUUAUUUAUUUUUUUCUUUUUUUAUUCAAACAUGUUCAGGGACCAAACUCUAUUUUUUUCAAAUUAUUUAAAAAUAUGUGUUUUGACAAGGAUCUGUUUCAACUAUGAUAAGAAAUUUUGAUAAUAAAUAAAAAAAUACUUUGAAAAGGGUAAGGAGGAAAUUUUUCGCUCAUUUUUCUCUCUUCUGAUCGAAGAACUAUUGUCCUUUGUUUUCAAGGAAAGGAAAAAUGAGAAGUACUCUCAUUUUGAAAUAAAACAGAAAAAAGUGAAAAUAGAUGACGAAAAACGGCUCCUGCAAUAUUUAAAUACCGGCAUCAGUGUCUGCGGUGCAUACACAACGACGCACACCCGCACGAUUCCUUUCAAAAAGUAAAAAUUUUUGCUUUUUUGCUAUAUUUUUCGCGUAUCCAGCAGGAUUCUGAAAGAUAUGUAGAAGUUGGCAAGCUGUGUCAUUUGGAAGGCGUUUGGCCACCUUCUGUAAACCUUCUAGACACCUUUCAAGGAAGAUAAACCAGAAAAUUUCCAACACCUUCCCAGGUUUUGCCUGAAUCAUUGCGUAGACUAGAUUUUGGACUUUCCCUUUUUUGAGGUUAAAAAAUGGACCACAAUCUUCACAAAGAAAAAUUUCAUUUACAGUUAGACGAUCUGCGAGUACAGUACCAGGUCCCUCACUACUCAAUGGCGACGGUGUUCGUCAACAAUCCCGGAAAUCUGUCAGAUCCUAGAAGACUCAGCAAGUUGAACUCCUUGGUAAGAGACAUGGAGAGUCUCGAAGGCAGCUGGGGAACGUCGUGGGGUCCUGUCGGGACCAAGUAUUUCAUGCGAGAUUUCGCCGUCUUCCAGACUUGUCCGUUUUCUUUUUCUUGUUUGCAAUAGUCUCAAUUUCGAUUGUAGCAUUUGGUGAUGACGAUGAUGAAGAGGAGCCGACGGAUGACACGGAACUGAACACAACUCCUACUCCUUCGCUUCUGGUUUUACUCUGCUUUUUUUUUGAAUUUUGAUUUUUCCUCUUAGGACAAAGACAUGACGUUCAAGGCAGACGAGCUGAAGUACUUCCUCAAGUGGCCUGAGUAUGACUUCUGGCAAGGCUUCGUCAAAUUGAGGAAUGCCACCAACGCCACUGACCCAGAGUCUCUUGUUCACAUCCAAUCCAAGUGCAACUCCUUUCCGUGUUUAGAGACCAAGUUCUCGAUCGAUUCUUCUUCACAACGGGUUAUCACGGCAAGAACUUGUCCGUUUGGACACAACGAGGCAAAAUGCUCACCCAGUGGAGGAAGACUGUUGACAAAUAUCCGUAAGCUUUUCUAUUCACUGCAAACCUCGCUUUUUACCGUUGAUUUAAUGCUCACAAAGAUAUUAUGCAUUUGAACGGAGUUUUGUACAAAUCCUUCAGUCAUUUUUUUUGACUAUAAAAUCUCUCAAAUUUCAGUGGUCGACGUUCGUGAAAAGUUUGUUUUGGAAUACAAACUCGGACCUCGGUAACGCAAAGCGGACGAUUCCGAGCAAUUCUAGGGAUCCCUUAAGAGUAAUGACGCUGCUAAAGUGGUCACUAGAAAUGUUCAGGAAGUUCAAGGCGCGUCUGGUUUGCGUUACCAAGGUCCGAAGAUUUUCUAAUUGGCUGGAAUUUUUUUUUUGGGGGAGCGGUUUUUAGGAAAUUUGGCGACCAAAAGGGGAGCACCUGAAAAUGUAUAUUUCCUUUCAUAGGGUCCCUAUGAAACCCCCUCAAAGGACCCCUCAAAAAGGAUCCAUCAGAACAUCGAAAACUAAUCAGACACUUCAAAAAACCGACUGUAAACAACCAAAGUUCUAUUAAAAUACUAACUUAGCCGAUCCCAACCAAUCAAAAAGCGGUAGAUGAAAUUAACACAUAAAAAGAUAUUUCCUAGUGGUGACUGUUCUCAAUUUUGAAGAGAGUUUGGGACGGCAGUUUUCCACGAAGACGGCGUAUACCUGGACCUCAUCGACAACAUGCCGACCGACACCUGGCAGUCGGUCCUCGGAACUCUGGUCUGCAUGGCCUUCGUCUGUUUCGUCUUCCUCAACAACUUCUUCACGGUCGCCAUUGCGAGUCUCUCCGUUCUUUCGAUUUGCGCAGGUUCACCUGUUCACUAGUUAUGCGAAACAUGCUUUUACCUCAGGAAUCCUGGGGAUCCUCUCGUGGUGGGGCGUUGACCUCGACCCGAUCACCAUGGCCGCCAUGAUCAUCUCCAUCGGAUUCUCCGUCGACAUUCCCGCCCACGUCUCCUAUCACUACUAUCAAGCUUGUAAGCCAACUUUUAUGACUCGAAAACUGUCAUUUUUGUUAAAACUGAACCAUACCGUCGAACAAAUUUGAAAACUGUUCAUUCUAAGAAAUCUGAGCUCACAGAAAAAAAAACUCAGAAAAGUUAGUUCGAAAGCAAAAACAGCUCGGAACUUAGCAUUCCAGAAUGGUUCCUAUAGGGGUUAGGGUGAAAAACAGCCCGUAUAUGGAUCGAAAAAGGGGUCCCUAUACGUAGGGGGCGCAAAGCCCCGCCCCUUCAUGCCACCAAAAUGACGAUUUUUUUGUUGCAGAAACGGUUUUGAGGCAUUUAUACUAACUAAAGUUCUAUCUUAAAAAAUAACUAUUUCUGAAAACUUAUGUAAUGGACAACGCUCUACAAGACGGAAUCUUUUUGAAACCAUGUAUUUUUUUCAUAAAUAAGCGAAAAAAAGUAGGACUUAACUCGAAAAAAACUGACAAGUUUCAUCAAAAAUCGUCGCGUUCCAGAAAACCAAGUGAGGAACGCUUCUAAAUUUUGAGUGUGUUAUCCAUUAACACUUUUUUUUGAGUAAAAAUUUGAAAAAAUCAAACGACGCGAAAAAAAUAACGGCUUUAAAACCUCGAAAAAAUGUCAAUUUUUUUUUGAAAUUUUGGAAGAAUUCGUGCAAGCGUUCGUAGCUGUGUUUGCGUCAAACACACCGAUACGCCAUUUUAAAACUUGAUACCGUAAAAUUCGAAUUUCACGGUCUUUCUUGAUAUUUCACUCUUCAUUAGCUUUUUCUUCCCAGUUAAAACUAAAAUCAGUCAGUCUCAUUUAAUUACCCUCGAAAUUAUCCCAUGGAGUGCAUUUUCCCCAGAUUUCUCACUUGCUGACUUAGCUGGAAAAUUUUAUUGAAGUGAUACCACAUCAUUCACAUUUUUGACUCAAAAAUCUAAUCGACAUCAAAAUUUGGAAGAAGAAAGGAAGAACUCAACUAUUUGCAGCGAUCCAAGAAGGACCGCUGUCGAGACCAUCGUCCAGACUGGCCAACUGUCUGUCUUCGGUGGCGUUCCCAGCCCUACAGGCGGCUCUCUCGACCAUCCUCUGCGUGUGUAGUUUGCUCUUCGUCAACCUCUACAUGGCCGAAGUUUUCGUCAAGACGAUGGUCUUGUGCGUGGUGCUGUGUAACCUCCACGGACUCGUUUUUCUUCCCGCAAUUCUAAUAACUCUCGAUUCGAUUCGAUGGGCCUGCCGUCCAAAAGGUGACUUUCAUUAAAACUCACCAGUUCGUCUUCAUUUCAAUACAAAAUUGGUUUUAGGCGCUGCAGCACAAAGACCGAAACCGAAAGGCAACUCACGGCAAAAACAAAAAAACUCUAAGGUUUGUUAAUUGCAAUUUUUUUAAAUUGAAAUUUGAUUUGAACAUCGAGGUCUGUUCAAUGAAAACGGUCUGUAUUGUCUGUGCUCUAUUAUCUUUCACCUGUCCUUUUUUUCAUCUUAAAUUUUCAAUCAUUUUCUAGACACUUGAGAGAAAAAGAUUUGUUAAUGUAAGAAAAUUCGAAGCCAAAACAGGGUGGGCGGAGUCGAAAUCUCCGUUGUUCCCACGUGACAUCAUGGGAACGGCAGAGAUUUCGAGGCAAAUAAAAGGUGCAGGCCACCUUAUUGCCAGAGUUAUUGAGACGAAUCAAAUUUUCUCUACAUAAACGCAAUUUGUCUGCGGGAAAGCGGCGCGGUGCAUGCACACCACACACGACACUUUACGGACAAAAUUGGGCGUGGCGUUGUCGAAAAAACGCUGGAAUAUUAAGGAAGUAAGAAAAACAUUUCUGUGGCCAUUUCGGUUGUCUAUGAAAUUGGGAAACUACUUUUUCAUUCAAAAAGGUCUGAAAGUCGAACAGUUUAAAAAAUAACGUGAUGAAAUUCUUUUAAAAAAUCUGGAAGCUCAAGCUUUCAAAAAAAAAUAUGGAAAAAUGUUAAUUACAGAUACAGCCGGCGAAGAGCAGCGUCACCGACAGGCCUGAGGUCUAG